Messenger RNA from Polychytrium aggregatum, 924 nucleotides. RefSeq lists its product as uncharacterized. Bases 275 to 622 code for a protein of 115 amino acids. Lineage: Eukaryota; Fungi; Chytridiomycota; Chytridiomycetes; Polychytriales. Gene Ontology annotation, molecular function: zinc ion binding. The record is from RefSeq and is a predicted model, not a curated record. The transcript is spliced from 2 exons.
GCCCGAUCAGCCGUCCGCCCGCCCAACCCCGGCCUGCCGCCCUUCUCUUCCCUCCAUCCAGACACAUCCCCAUCAGACACAUCCCAUCCAGACGCUAUUCCGCAUCAAACGCUCUUUCGCAUCAGACGCUCUUUCGCAUCCAGCCGUUCUGCUUCCGGGCUCCUCUCCAUCGUCACCGCUCCUUCCCAUCAACGCUCCUCGUCGUCGUCCCUCCUGGACGCCAAGCUUCUCCUCCUUCGGCCAUCACAUCCCCCCUCAUCCUUCUCCUCCAAGCAUGGAAGCCGAUAAACGCCUGCCCGUCCAGACACCGACCCCGGCCGAGACCCCGCUCUCCAUCUCCCCACGCUCGAUAUCUUCGUCGACGCUCUCGUCUCGAGGCUCGUCCUCGUCGCCGGCCUCGCCCAUCCGCACCACCAAAAAGAACCGUUGCGCUCUCUCUGGCUGCUCUGAUCGUGUCGGGAAAAUCGUUGGCCACUGCCGGCACUGCUCGCAGGACUUUUGCUCCAAGCACCGCCUGGCCGAGGCCCACAACUGCAGUCAGCUCGAGUCGUGUCGACAAGCGUCUUUUGACAAGAAUGCUUCAAAGCUGCUGGAGGGCAAGUGUGUCGCCAGCAAGGUCUGAACGCACUCCAGCUUGGGCAUCCGGCUCGCCGCAGGCAUGAACCGCCAGCUCCUGCCCCGGUCCGACAUCCUCCCCCGGCGCUUUCCGCUCAGGAGCAGCUGCAUCUGCCAGUUUGCAAGGACCGAAUCGAUGAAGGGUACUCUAUUAUUGCGUUUUGUGUCUGGUUGUCUCUGUUCUGGCUCAUCCCCUCCAUCAUGCGUCCCGCCUGGCGUCCCCGCUGCCCAUCGCCAAUCCGUCCCGCCCCUAUCUCAUCUCCAUUCUCCUUCGCUUUGCACCGCUCUUCCGAAUCCCAUCUCCUUUCU